Boleophthalmus pectinirostris (great blue-spotted mudskipper) is the source of this 1755-nucleotide messenger RNA. RefSeq lists its product as uncharacterized. The record is from RefSeq and is a predicted model, not a curated record. The coding region runs from base 292 to 945 and encodes 217 amino acids. The transcript has 9 exons. Lineage: Eukaryota; Metazoa; Chordata; Actinopteri; Gobiiformes; Gobiidae.
GUCCUCUCAGGGCCUCUGUAGAAAUAGGAAACAGGAACUAAACUUUAUCCACUCGAUGCAUUGGAAUUUUACUAGUUUUUCCAAGAACAACAAAUCCAAAACUACUUUAAGUAAUCACGCCUGCAUUUGUAAACCACAAUUUGAGCUUGCAUUUCCACGUUUGACUCCUCAUUACUUUUUUUUGUGGACUUGUUUUGGUCCAGGUUUAGACUUUGCCUCAGAUCUGGGGUUGUCUGAGGGCACUGGACUGGCCCUGCCUCUUUUGCACAUUUUACAGACACAAUUACAGCCAUGGAGGAAUCUGCAGAGCCAAAGGACGUGAAGAACAGCUCAGAUUUGUGCCUAAACGCUCUGAAAACUUUUAUUGACCAAGGGAAAUGUCUCCUGGAGCUGGCAGAGAAACAAAGCAAAGAAGGUUCCCUUCAGGAUUACAUCAGACUGAAGAUCCGGAUUGAACAAAAACAGUCUCUGCUCGGACUCAUGGACUCUGCAGCUCAACUCUACAAGAGUCUGUCAGUGAAGACCAUUGAGGAGGCUGAAGAUCUGUGGAAAAGUCACUCUGACUGUGCAGAACUAACUGAAGCUCUUCGCUCCUUUCAACAUCUGGAGGAGCAGUGGGACAGUUUCCUCCAGAGGUUGGACCAGGACCUCCAGCCUGACCCUGAGACGGAGCACAGACACCCUUCGUCCAUCUCCCCUCACCUGCCCCUCACCUGCGCCCGCUCUGGACGGGAGGUGAUGCUCGGGGAUUAUCUGCAGAAGGACCAGAAGCUGCUGCUGGUUCUGAUCCGACAGUUUGCCUGUUUGUUUUGUCGCCGGCAUCCUCAAGGAGCUGCACAAGAACCAGAAUCUUCUGGAGUCUCAGGGCGUGCGUGUGGUGGUGGUUUCUUUUGGAUGUCUGGAGGGAGCGGCUCACUGGAUCUCCGAGACGGGCUGUACUUAUGACAUGCUGCUGGACCCUCAGAGACAGCUGUACAUCGCGUUCAGUCUGGGCUCGUCCCUGUGGAAGGUGCUGAACUUCAGAAACAUGUUGGUUUAUGGAGAAUAUGUGGCUCAAGACCAACAGUUCCCCAAAGAACUGCCCACUAUUGAAGACGACAUGUUCCAGCUGGGAGGAGACUUUGUGCUGGACGAACACGGCUCUGUCCUGUUCUCUCACUGCUGCCAGAGUCCCAUCGACCGACCGUCCAUCUACCGCCUCCUGUCCGGGAUCAACUGUUAACCUGUACACGCCAUUUUACAGUAUAUGCACUCAUUUACAACGAGGGACUGGCCCCAUCUCCACAAAGACCUGGCCCUGUCUCGCAAUGCAAAUAAUGUCCGGGAUCAACAGCGAACACUCUUCACAUCAUUUCAUAUUCACUUACUCCGGGGCACAGUCUCAUAAAGGGAAAGAUGAGUGGGACCAAGUACUAAUGCUAUUCACACCAUUUUACAUACAGCAUUUAUACUCUUAACCCUAUUUUACAGGCUUUAAUGUACAUCCACACGGCACUGGCCCUAUCUCGCAAUGGGAAAGAUGUGAGGGACCAACUGCUAACGCUUGAAACCUUAUUUUAUAUACACUGGCUCUAACUCGCAGUAGUAAAGGGACCAAAUAUUAUUGUUGUUUACCACGUUGUACUGUUUUAGAAUCAGAAAUCAUGAAGUUACAUUUCACUCUCUCAUGUUUUUACCAACUCCUGCAGAUUCAGGCAGGGGCUCGUUUCUGACCUUAAAACUCUGAAACUUUUAAAUAAAUGAAAAUAAUAAUUA